Messenger RNA from Boleophthalmus pectinirostris (great blue-spotted mudskipper), 2549 nucleotides. It is a transcript of the gene terb1, whose product is annotated as telomere repeat binding bouquet formation protein 1. The record is from RefSeq and is a predicted model, not a curated record. Bases 150 to 2465 code for a protein of 771 amino acids. The transcript has 20 exons. Gene Ontology annotation, biological process: meiotic attachment of telomere to nuclear envelope; homologous chromosome pairing at meiosis. NCBI's taxonomy places the organism in Eukaryota, Metazoa, Chordata, Actinopteri, Gobiiformes, Gobiidae.
AUCGCGUUACCAUGGUGUCCAGACGUCAGCUAGCUAAUUAACCAGAUGCUGCCAAUUUAAAGUUUUGUUAAGUCACAAGGAUCCUUAAAUGUCGGAUAUUUAAUUUUGUCUUUUAUAACAUUUAGAUGGUGACUUAGUUAUUCAGUGACAUGGACACAAGCCGAGCAGUGGAUGGCAGCAGUCGAAAUACCAUCAGAACAGAUCUCAACUUGCUUCUUGAGUGUCUGAAGUUCCAGAUGAAACGUCCUGACCUACAGAAACAAGCCCUACUAACUAUUCAUUCUAUCUGUGAAAAGAAAGAGGAUAAUGUGGAGCUGCUGAGAGAAAUGGGAGGUGUAACUUUUUUAUUGAACCUCUCCAAGUCCAGCAUUGUUCAGUCAGAUGUGAAGGAAAUGGCUCUCUUCACUCUGGGAACUCUGGCAGAGGCCAGUGUUUAUUGUAAGAACUCACUGAGCAGAAAGGAAAUAUUUACAGACGUGGCUGACUGGUUGGUGAGAGAAGAUGCUCCACUGACAAAGAAGAGAGUUAUUGUCUAUUUUCUUUCUGUUGUGGUGUCCAACAACAAAUUAGGACAGACACUGGCCCAAAACACAGGCUGUCUGGAGAUUCUUUUCAAUCUUUUCAGAGCCACAUUCCCUCUGUCUCCAGAGGAUAGUUUCAAAACAGCCAACUCUUCACAACUACACCAACUUUGGUCUUCAGUGUCUAGUGCUCUAUGUGGAUGUGUAAACAAUCCUCAGAAUGAGGAAGGACAGAGUGCUUGUGUCAUUGUGUUUCCAACUGUGAAAAACUGGUUUCAGCAGAUUUCUCUUCCUCAAAUGGAGAUAUUUCAGCCCAUAUAUUCUUUCAUUGCAAUGACUGUAGCAAAUAACUCUUCUGUGCAGGAGAGCUUUGCCGCUUCAGGGGGACUGGAAAAUCUCACUUUGGUCCUGAUUAGAUUUUGUCUAGGGUCAGAGACAAGCCUGUUGGCCUGCCAACUGGCUGUCUCCACUUCCAAAACCCUGUCUGCCUGUAUCAGUGAUAACCCUGCCCUCGCUUCAGACCUGGCAAAGUAUGGACUAGUCUGUCACCUCUUUUCAUUGCUUAUCAACCCAAAACUGGAGUCAGAGGAGAGGCUAUCUGUGUUACUAACUUUGGGCCACUGCACAGAGGCUUCAGAGGAACACCAGAAGCAGUUGGUGCAAAUUGGCAGUCUCCCCGUGAUCAUAACUUUACUCGCAGAAGAUACAAGCGAAGAGGUCCGCAAGGCUGCCACAUUUAUUCUGCAGACUUGUAAGCAGGCCACAAACAUUUUAAAAUGUCCUGACACAAAGAAGAAAGAAAAUGAAAAGACUAUUCCAGAUAUAAACAUAGACAAGUACCAAACAUCUGCAGAUGAAUUACUGCAUAGAAUUGACCAACUUGAGAAGAAACAGGCUGAAGCUGAACAAAAACAUACAUACCCAAAGAUGAUAUCUCAAAGCUCCACAUGUGUUCCUUUAACUGAAAUACAACCAGAGGACAGGUUUUGUGAGAGUGAUGAUGGAUCUUUAAUUAUAAGAGUAAACAGGAAUCUUAACAGCAACAAAAUUAAGAAAAGUUCCCAGGAAGAUAAAGCUAACAAUGCAGGGGCUGAGAAUUCAUGGUGGUCUACAUACUACUGCACAAGAACUGAACAAAGUGUUUCCAAUGGGCAAAGGCUAGAGGGAGCCAGAGAGCUACAAGAAAAUAGUCAGCCAUUUAAAGUACCAGGUCCAAUAUGGCCAGAUGUACAAAAAGACAACUGUUCUGUUGAGGAAGUUUUGAGUAAUGAGGCAAAUAAUGGUGGUAAAGAAGCGUCCAUUUCGGAUGUCAGAUGUACAGGUUGUGUUUUGCGUUUCGAUGAGGUGAACAGUCGCACAUUCUCAUCUCUUCAGAGCUCCUGCACCCACAGCUGUGAUAUGCAUCGAGUCCUGAAGGAGGCCACGGAGCGCUACAUAUCUCAUCAGGGCAGUCUUUUCAUCCAACCAGAGCACCCACCCAGCAGCACCCAGGAGCAGUCAAACCCCUGCUCUGACACUGUUACCACUGCACAGGCACACACGAACCAGAAAAACUGGAGAGAUGUGCAAUUAACUCCUCUUCAUAAAGGGAUAAAAGCGACGGGGCCUGUUUUUUGUCAAAGAACCGUUCCAAUCUUCAGUCGUUGUCAUCCUUCUGAAAAGAAUGCACCAGAGAAGAGCAGAAGUAAAUUUUUUCCAGAUGACCAUUCAGAUGGGAAUAUGGAUGCACAGACUUGUUCAAAUUCUAGCUCCCAGAGGAGGAAGAGGCAGGACUUCAGCCGUGAGGAGGAGCUGUACUUACUGUGUGGAGUCAAGACGUACGGCCCCUCCUGGAACACUAUCCUGUGGUCCUACCCCUUUCAGCAUGGUCGGACCAAUGUAGACCUCGCCAAAAAGUACAGGCGCCUAAUGAAAAACAAAGCAAAAGUUGAAGGUUUGACCUAGUUUUGCUCUAGCUCUCGAUGACAAUGAGUGUAUUAAUUUUCAAUAUUUAUUUAUGUUUAUUUACAUAUUUAUUUUAAAAUAACC